Messenger RNA from Rhagoletis pomonella (apple maggot), 635 nucleotides. Its product is annotated as farnesol dehydrogenase-like. The record is from RefSeq and is a predicted model, not a curated record. NCBI's taxonomy places the organism in Eukaryota, Metazoa, Arthropoda, Insecta, Diptera, Tephritidae.
AUGGAGCGUUGGCAUAAUCGCAUUGCUGUAGUCACUGGUGCCAGUUCGGGCAUUGGCACAGCUGUCGUAAAAGAUCUUGUGCGCGAUGGUGUUAUUGUGGUCGCCUUGGCGCGUCGCAUGGACAGAUUGGAGGCGAUACGCAACACUUUGCCCAAGGAUCAACAAUCACGGCUGCAUGUACAAAAAUGUGAUGUGACAAAGGAAAAUGAUGUGAACGACACAUUCGAUUGGAUUGAACAAACACUUGGCGGUGUAGAUAUUUUAAUUAAUAACGCUGGCGUGCUGAUACCAGGAGCCUUACUAACACAGAGUCUUAGCGAAAUCAAUCAGGUGCUGCAAACAAACAUUGUGGGCGUGGUUCAUUGUACACAACGCGCUUUUAAGUCAAUGAAGUCGCGUAAUUUCGAUGGGCAUGUGUUCCUCAUAAACAGCCUAACUGGACAUGGUGUGUUGAGUUGUCCGCCGGAUGAGGUGCCCAAUUUCAGUAUUUAUGGACCAAGCAAAUAUGCUAUCACUUCGAUUACGGAGGUUUUGCGGCAGGAGUUUCGUGGCUAUAAAACUAAAAUUAAAGUUACUAGCGUAAGCCCAGGAUUUGUGGAUACUGAAAUUGUACCAGACACAUUUCAAAGCGAUUG